CACAGACAGACUGACAGACAGAAGCAAGGGGAGAGGAAGCCCGAGGCAGGGGUGCAGCUGGCUGUGGAGACGCCGGCCCCGCCCACUACUCGCCCUCUGUGGCCGUGUGGCUCAGUGACACGGACACCCCCGUUUCCUCACCAUGCAGAACCCCCCACGGCCCCAAGGACGCAGACACCCACCACAGACGUCACCUCAGCCCCCUAGAAGGUUCAAGAAGGCCCAAGCACGGUCCGCUGAACCUUGGUAUGAAAGUGCCCGGACUUGCCCGGAAUUGAGCAACUCGGCCCAGCACCCCCCGAGCGCCACCAGGGGUCCAGAUCCUUGCAAGGACCGGUUGGUUUUCAGUGCCACCGACUUGACCGGCCCGUUUGGGGGCUCACUGACCCCCGAGCACCUUGGGGGCAGACGCGCCUUUCCCAGAUGUGAUUUCCUGAGUCUCGGAGAUUCGCCAAGGCUCACUGCCAUGAUGUUGGUUUCAUCUCUCCCUCUCCCUCUCUCUCUCUCCCUCUCUGUCUCUCUCCAUCUAUGUCUCUGUCUCUCCAUCUCUCUCUCCCUCUUUCUCUGUCUCUCUCUCCCUAAUUCUCUCUCUCCAUCUCUUUCCCUCUCUCUCUCCAUCUCUCCAUUUGUCUCUCUCCACCUCUGUCUCUCUCCACCUCUCUCCCUCUCUCUUCAUCUCUCCAUCUCUCACUCUCUCCCUUUCUGUCUCUCUCCAUCUCUCUCCCUCUCUCUCUUUCUCUCCCUCUGUCUCCAUCUUUUUCUGUCUCUCUCCAUCUCUCUCCAUCUCUCCAUCUGUCUCCAUCUCUCCAUCUCUCUUCAUCUCUCUCUCACUUUCUCUGUCUCUCUGUCUCUCUCCAUCUCUCACUUUCUCUGUCUCUCUCCAUCUCUGUCUCCAUCUCUCUCCAUCAUUCUCUCUCCCUUUCUCUGUCUCUCUCCAUCUGUCUCCAUCUCUCACUUUCUCUGUCUCUCUCCAUCUCUCACUUUCCCUGUCUCUCUUCAUCUCUCUCCAUCACUCUCUACCUUUCUGUCUCUCUCCAUCUCUCUCUCCCUCUCUCUUUCCAUCUCUCUUCCUCUCUGUCUCCAUCUCUUUCUCUCUCCAUCUGUCUCCAUCUCUCUCUGUCUCCACCUCUCUCCAUCUCUCCAUCUCUCUUCAUCUCUCACUUUCUCUGUCUCUCCAUCUCUCUCCAUCUCUUUCUCACUUUCUCUGCCUCUCCGUCUCUCCAUAUCUCACUCUCCCUUUCUCUCUCUCUCUCCCUUUCUCUGUCUCUGUCUCUCUCUUUCCCUCCCCCCCUCCGUCCCUCCUUCUGCCUCAGUUCAGGAUGCUCCCGGAGCCCAGGAAAGCCACAGGGUACCACCAGUAGGAUGUCAUGUGCUCCCAAUGGCUCUGGAGCCACAUCCAGUGCUCAGGGAUCACUCCAGGUGGGGCAGGGGGAGACCAGAUGUGGAGUCGGGGAUGGAACCUGGGUCUGCCUUGUGCCAGGACCCCCCUCCCCCCGUGCUGUCUCUCCUGCCCCCGUGCUGUCUCUCCUGCCCCCGGGCUGAGUGCUCUAACGCACAGGAGGGUGCAAAGAGCAGGAACACAAGCCAGGUAUGGAAAAGACACACACACACACACACACACACACACACACACACACGCAUGUCACCCGUCCCCACUCCCCGCACCCCUCCGGUUUCCGGGGAGGGGAGGCGCACCCCGUUUGUAGCACAAACACGGGCAAAUCUGUGGAGGACCCCCCCGCCCACGAAGUAGCACAUUAUUUUAUUUUAUUUUUGCUUCUCGGGUCCCACCCGGCGAUGCUCAGGGCCGACUCCUGGCUCUGCGCUCAGGAAUUACUCCCUGGCGGUGCUCAGGGGACCCUAUGGGAUGCUGGGAAUCGAACCCGGGUCGGCCGCGUGCCAAGCAAACGCCCUCCCCCUGCCCAAAGUUGCGAACUAGCGUGAAGUUGGCUGGUAAGUGUGGAGUGGAGACAGGGGCUGAGAACACAAGGGGGAUAUUAUCAGCCACAGGGGGA
Messenger RNA from Sorex araneus (European shrew), 2015 nucleotides. RefSeq lists its product as uncharacterized. The record is from RefSeq and is a predicted model, not a curated record. Lineage: Eukaryota; Metazoa; Chordata; Mammalia; Eulipotyphla; Soricidae. The transcript is spliced from 2 exons. The coding region runs from base 143 to 1753 and encodes 536 amino acids.